Penicillium antarcticum is the source of this 1578-nucleotide messenger RNA. RefSeq names its product putative MFS sugar transporter protein. Gene Ontology annotation, biological process: carbohydrate transport; transmembrane transport. The coding region runs from base 1 to 1578 and encodes 525 amino acids. Gene Ontology annotation, molecular function: carbohydrate:proton symporter activity. NCBI's taxonomy places the organism in Eukaryota, Fungi, Ascomycota, Eurotiomycetes, Eurotiales, Aspergillaceae. Gene Ontology annotation, cellular component: membrane. The transcript is spliced from 2 exons. The record is from RefSeq and is a predicted model, not a curated record.
AUGGGCAAGCUAAACACCCUGGAGCAUGUUGAGGAGGUAGCGCUGGCGCGCGUGACGGAGGAGGACUUGUGGAAGUUGUCCCAGGAGUCAUUGAACGUAUGGUCAUGGUCUGGAUUCCGCCUGGGUCUCAUCAUGUUUGUCCAUGGCUGCAACCAGGCUGGCUUUGGCAUUGACUGGGGAGUUAUCGGCGGUAUCAAUUCCUUGGAGCCGUGGCAUGAAUACUUCCGCUUCGGUACUGCCGGUGGUACAUAUGGCCUUGUCAAUGCCCUGAUGCAGAUUGGAACUGUCUGCGGUGCACCGUUCAUGGCUUUGGCUGAUGUGAUCGGCCGUCGUGGAAUCAACUUUGCCGGCAAUGCGAUUGUUAUUUUUGCAGCUCUCCUGCAGGGUCUGGCCGUUAAUCUACCAAUGUUCAUGGCCGGACGAUUCUUCAUGGGUUUCGGCACUGCUCUUAUGUCGAGCUCCCAAUAUAUUGGUGAGAUAUCGCCUGUUCACCUGCGUGGUCGUAUGGUCGGCUUUUUUGGGGCUUGCUUCCAAGUCGGCAGUUUGACCAUGCUCGGUGCCAUGAUUGGGCUUUCCACUCUGCCCGGUAACCUUUGCUGGCGUAUUCCCCUCAUCCUCGAGGCUCUCUUCCCAGUCAUUGUCUGCCUAGGUAUUUACCUUGUCACCCCCGAGUCGCCUCGCUACUAUGUCAUGAGGGGUAAUCGACAAAAGGCCAAGGAGGUUGUGGCCAAGUAUCACACCACUAGCACGAAUAUCAAUGAGCCAAUUGUCGAGAUUGUUGUUAGACAGAUUGAGGAGUCUCUCGAAGCCGAUCGCAACCGAUCGGGUACCAGGGCGUUCUGGGAUUAUCGGGCCUUCUUCACCAAGACCGCGCGGUACCGUCUCCUGGUCCUGGUUUUGUAUUCGAUCUUCCAGCAAUGGAAUGGCGGCAGUAUUAUCACAUAUUAUAUGACACCCUCAUUGCAGCAGCUUGGAAUUGAUGGCACAAAGCAGCAACUCGGCAUUACCAUUGGAACCACGGCAGUCUACUUUGUCUUCACGGCCGUCGGAUCGUUCCUCGUUGAUAAGUUCAACAGGCGAACUUUGAUCUUUAUUGGUCUGAUCAGCAUGAUCGUCUUCCAAACGGCCACUACCAUCACAUCGUGGCAGUAUAGUCUCAGUGCCAACACUGCUGUUGCGGCACUUACUCUUCUUUGGAUCUUCCUUUAUCAGACCUUUUCUGCGACGUUUAUUGCGACCAUGCACAAUCUGUACCCGAUUGAAAUUCUCUCUCUGCCUCUUCGUGCAAAGGGAAUGGGUCUCUAUGGUCUGAUUCAAGGUGGUGCUGGAGCCGCGCAGACGUACGGAAUCGGAGUCGGUAUCGCAAAGGUGGGAUACAAGAUUUGGGUGGUGUAUAUCGUUUACAACACUGUCCAGCUUGUCUUGUCUUAUUUCAUCUUCCCAGAGACUGCCGGUCUCUCUCUGGAGGAGAUUGAUACGGUAUUCGAAACGCCCGGUGUUGCACCGGUCAAGAUGUCGUUGGACAUCCAAAAGGCCAAGAAGGAGAGAAGCGCCGCGGGACGGGACGAGGAAAUUUAG